CGGGGCCGGGGCGGGGGCGGGGGCCUGGGCGGGGGCCGGGGCCGGGGCCGGGGCGGGCGAGGCGGGGGCUCGAUGAGGGCCGGCGGUCCAGGGGGCUGAGGCGGCCGCCGCCUGCCGCGCCGACCCGCGUCCUCCAUGGAGGCCGGAGAGGAACCACUGCUGUUGGCUGAACUCAAGCCCGGGCGUCCCCACCAGUUUGAUUGGAAGUCAAGCUGUGAAACCUGGAGUGUGGCCUUCUCACCUGAUGGCUCCUGGUUUGCUUGGUCUCAAGGACACUGCAUUGUCAAGUUGAUUCCCUGGCCAUUGGAGGAGCAAUUCAUUCCUAAAGGGUUUGAAGCCAAAAGUCGAAGCAGCAAAAGUGAUACAAGAGGUCGAGGGAGCCCAAAGGAGAAGACCCUGGACUGUGGUCAGAUUGUUUGGGGUUUGGCCUUCAGCCCUUGGCCCUCUCCACCCAGCCGGAAGCUCUGGGCACGCCACCAUCCCCAAGGGCCAGAUGUCUCUUGCCUGAUCCUUGCCACGGGACUCAAUGAUGGGCAGAUCAAGAUUUGGGAAGUGCAGACAGGGCUCCUGCUUUUCAAUCUUUCCGGCCACCAAGAUGUUGUGAGAGAUUUGAGUUUCACACCCAGUGGCAGUUUAAUUUUGGUCUCUGCAUCCCGGGAUAAGACUCUUCGCAUCUGGGACUUGAAUAAACAUGGCAAACAGAUACAGGUGUUAUCUGGCCACCUGCAGUGGGUUUACUGCUGCUCCAUCUCCCCGGACUGCAGCAUGCUGUGCUCUGCAGCUGGAGAGAAGUCGGUCUUUCUAUGGAGCAUGCGGUCCUACACAUUAAUCCGGAAGUUAGAGGGCCAUCAAAGUAGUGUUGUGUCUUGUGACUUCUCCCCCGACUCGGCCUUGCUUGUCACAGCGUCUUAUGACACCAAUGUGAUUAUGUGGGACCCCUACACUGGUGAAAGGCUGAGGUCACUCCACCACACCCAGCUUGACCCCACCAUGGACGACAGCGAUGUCCACAUGAGCUCACUGAGAUCCGUGUGCUUCUCUCCUGAAGGCUUGUAUCUUGCUACAGUGGCAGAUGACAGGCUCCUCAGGAUCUGGGCCCUGGAACUGAAGGCUCCCAUUGCAUUUGCUCCUAUGACCAAUGGUCUUUGCUGCACAUUUUUUCCACAUGGUGGAGUUAUUGCUACAGGGACAAGAGAUGGCCAUGUCCAGUUCUGGACUGCCCCCAGAGUUCUGUCCUCAUUGAAGCACUUAUGCCGGAAAGCCCUUCGAAGUUUCCUGACAACCUACCAAGUCCUAGCACUGCCAAUCCCCAAGAAAAUGAAAGAGUUCCUCACGUACAGGACUUUUUAAGCAACGCUACACAUCUCUCUGUCGCAGAAUAUGGUCUCCUGGCAAAGGAAUAGUCGGAAGAAUGAGCCAAAGAUCCAGAUUGAAGCAGAAUCUUUUUGGGAUUGUGAAUAGUGUAGCAAGCCAGAUCCCAGUGAACUCGCCAUGGAUGUUUUCCCCAUGGCACCUGCAAGGCAAUUUCAGAAGAGAUUCCUCUUCAGCCAUGACAGUCUUACCUUAAAUCUUUGGGUCCACUUGUACACAGCGGAUGUUGAACUUCUAGUUGUUCAAAUUUAGAGUGCUGUUGCUGCUGUUUUGAUGGAGGCCUCUCUGUAGUGGUGGCAAAGCUCACAUUCCUUGCCAGGAAGUGUGACUGCCACAUAAUACCUAUCACACAUGUCAGAUGCAGUGGUAGCAUGAUCUAAAGCUCCCUCCCUCCUGCUGUGGUCAGGGAAGCGUGGAUGUCAGCAGGGCCCACUUUUGGGCUCCCGUUUGACCAGCAAGACCCAAGUUUUCAAGGAGCCAUUCGGUGUAAAGUGUUCACUAAAUCACAAAUGAAACAGGCUGUGUGUUCCUAACCCAUACAAACACUAUUAUCGGCUGUUUUUGUUAAGCAGUGGUGUGCAUGUGCAGGUGACAAGCUCGUAUGUCAGAUUAUAUGGGGAUUUACUCCUAAACCGCAUGACUGUUCAAAUGGCUACUGAGUUGUCAGUUGCUGGCCAUUUAUUAGCAUCAUAUUUAUUUGUGUUUUUUCACAGAUACUGUAUUAAGGUACAAUUGUGUUUUUCUCAAUGGUAUCAAAAGACCAGCAUCCUUCAAUGGACCAGUUGUAAAGAUGUGUCUAAGCUGCGUGAAGAACUGCUGCUGUCAUCACCUCGGCUCGUAUACUUACAUACAUCUGUGCUGCUUGGCCUCACUGGACUCAUCAGCCAGUCUCAACACACACCUAAACAAAAAUAGCUCCUUAAAGUACUGUUCUCCUUCAGUGGCAUGUGUAUCUCAAGACACCUCAUUCGGUCAAAAGUCUGCCUUAGGAAAUCUAAUAUAUUUUAAAUUAUUUUAAAAGAAA
This is a messenger RNA of Cavia porcellus (domestic guinea pig), 2395 nucleotides long. RefSeq names its product WD repeat and SOCS box containing 2 (gene Wsb2). Gene Ontology annotation, biological process: intracellular signal transduction; protein polyubiquitination. The transcript is spliced from 9 exons. Lineage: Eukaryota; Metazoa; Chordata; Mammalia; Rodentia; Caviidae. Gene Ontology annotation, molecular function: protein binding. The record is from RefSeq and is a predicted model, not a curated record. The coding region runs from base 136 to 1350 and encodes 404 amino acids.